This is a messenger RNA of Aspergillus glaucus CBS 516.65, 549 nucleotides long. RefSeq lists its product as uncharacterized. The record is from RefSeq and is a predicted model, not a curated record. NCBI's taxonomy places the organism in Eukaryota, Fungi, Ascomycota, Eurotiomycetes, Eurotiales, Aspergillaceae. The coding region runs from base 1 to 549 and encodes 182 amino acids. The transcript has 3 exons.
AUGUCCUUCACCAGAACGGCCCUCCGUACUUCCCUGCGUUCUCUCCGGACACCCCGUCCGACACAAUUCACCCGUCAAUAUGCUUCGGAACCCUCGCAGAGCAAAAAAACCUCCGAGAUGCCGAUUGCCGUGGCAGUGGCGACCGUCACCGCCGCAGGAGGCUACUACCUCCUCCAGUCUGGUCCGGAAGGCAAACCCCAACAUGAAAGUGAUGAAAGUAAGCAAUACGCCAAGGGCGAAGCGAUUGAAUCUGUAUCCAAAGCCAGUGAGGCUACGCUUCAGCCGGACCGCGACGCAGACCAGAAGGUUUCUUCAUCUGGAUCGAGUGGUGGUGGUUCACUAGGACAGCCGCCUUCGAAUAUAGAUCCUGCGGGCGCGCGCAAGGAAGAAGGUGGUGCUGGAACAAUUUCCGGGAAACAGGCCGGUCUAUCUAAUGCUACCACGGAUAACCCGUUCAUCAAUGAGCCGGGUAAGAGUAAAAAGGGCGAAGGCGAGACUGAAACGGCCAAGGUCAAGGGAUCAGUAUCUCCAAGCCGGCCUCAAGUGUGA